AUGCGUGACCAGUUGGGUGUAUGUGUGGCCUUGGAAAAUGAAAAGAAGGGGACGGAUUUGGGACUCAGUGAAGGGUCCUCAUCCCAACACCCUCGCACACCAGUGUUUCGCCUCCCUGUGUGCCCAUUCAAUCCGACGCACCUCUGCUUGAUUGACUUGGUCCUCCUCCUCCUCCUCCUCCUCCUCCUCCUUACCACCUUAAUCCGACCAACUCACCCAUGUGCCUGCUUUACGCAGUGGCAGGAGUCUGUGCGUCUGGUGGACAAACUAUGCGAUGACGGUCGAGUGAAUUUGGAAGCCACCUUCCUCAAUUGCAGCACACCUCGCUUAUCUCCAAUCGCAUCUCCAUCUCACAUGACGCACGGUGGAGGAUCGAAGACACUACACAGUGGCACUAACGUGGUGGACACGAAGGGCAGAGGUGGGGUGAGGAUUGUGCGUCGUCAAAAAGAAGGGAGAGGGAAAGAGGAAGAAGAGGAAGAGGAGGAGGAGGAGGAGGCGAAAUGGGUGUGGGUGGAUGGAGACCAUCAACUGAUGUUUGUGGUGGGUGCUUGA
Hydatigera taeniaeformis is the source of this 555-nucleotide messenger RNA. The record is from the annotation of a GenBank genome assembly. Lineage: Eukaryota; Metazoa; Platyhelminthes; Cestoda; Cyclophyllidea; Taeniidae.